Messenger RNA from Solanum verrucosum, 851 nucleotides. Its product is annotated as bZIP transcription factor 18-like. NCBI's taxonomy places the organism in Eukaryota, Viridiplantae, Streptophyta, Magnoliopsida, Solanales, Solanaceae. The coding region runs from base 9 to 851 and encodes 280 amino acids. Gene Ontology annotation, cellular component: nucleus. The record is from RefSeq and is a predicted model, not a curated record. Gene Ontology annotation, molecular function: DNA-binding transcription factor activity. The transcript has 5 exons. Gene Ontology annotation, biological process: regulation of DNA-templated transcription.
ACUCGAAAAUGCAAGAUCCGUCAAAUCCAAAUUCCAUCAAGUUGCCGACGACAACGUCUUUUUCAACUGCAUUCCGUCCAUCUCACCACCGACGAGCUCACUCGGAGGUGAAUUUCCGGUUGCCGGAGGAUCUAGAUCUGGUGUCCGACCCAUUCGAUGCACCUGCCGGAAGUUUCGAGGAGAUCGGGUCGGAGGAUGAUUUCUUCUCUACUUAUAUGGAUAUUGAGAAGCUCGCCGGUGGAUCUAAUCCCACUGAUAUCGAUGCUGCUGCUGAUGGAGAGAAGAGGCCACGUCAUAGGCAUAGUAAUUCUGUCGAUAGUUCAAGUUUGUUGAUGACUGAGAGUAUUGAAGCUAAGAAAGCUAUGGCUCCUGAUAAAUUGGCUGAGCUAUGGACUAUUGAUCCAAAACGUGCCAAAAGGAUUUUGGCAAAUCGGCAGUCUGCUGCUCGUUCUAAAGAGAGAAAGGCCCGUUAUAUAUCUGAACUUGAGAGAAAAGUUCAGACCCUUCAAGCAGAAGCGACCACUCUUUCUACACAACUGACCCUUUUCCAGAGGGAUACAACUGGGCUAACUAAUGAGAAUACAGAGCUUAAGCUCCGGUUGCAAGCAAUGGAACAUCAAACUCAAUUACGUGAUGCUCUGAACGAAGCACUGAAACAGGAAGUUGAAAGACUUAAAAUAGCUACAGGGCAGAUAUCAGCUUCCUCAGAUGCAUACAAUUCAGGAAUGCAGCAAAUUCAAUAUAACCGACCAGCAUUCUUUCCUCAUCAGUCGCAUCCAGGCCCAAGCGAAUGCUUUGUUAUGAAUCAGCCCAGCCCAAUAAAGAUACCAACAAAGAUAUUGUACAAAUAG